AUGGAAGUCGAUCCCAGAUUUCUUGAGCCAGUUCAUAAUAUCACAGAGGCUGUAGGAAGGACUGCCAAUCUGAAAUGUGUUGUGGAAGAUUUAGGAUUCUACCGGGUUGCCUGGCUGAGAGUCGAAAGUAAGACUAUCUUAACUAUCCACAAUCAUGUGAUAACUAGGAACUACAGGAUUGACUUAAGCCAUAAUGACAAUCGAAAUUGGAUCCUCCACAUCAAGAAUGUCCAGGAGUCUGAUAGGGGAGGCUACAUGUGUCAGAUAAAUACAGUUCCCAUGAAAAGCCAAGUCGGGUAUCUAGACGUUGUUGUUCCGCCGGAAAUCAUUGGGUCUGAGAGUAGUACUGAUUUGCUCGUAAGGGAAGGAGUCAACGUAACCUUGAAGUGUAGAGCUGAAGGUUAUCCCGCACCGGUUAUAACCUGGAGACGAGAGGAUGAGCAACCAAUAUAUAUUGGAAAAAGGAAAAACAAGCUUCAAGCAAACUCCAUCAAGGGAGAAACCGUCAACAUUACCAAGGUCAGCAGAUUACAUAUGGGUGCGUAUCUGUGCAUCGCAUCUAACGGCGUUCCUCCAUCUGUAAGCCGAAGAAUAUUACUACAAGUUAACUUUCCACCGAUGAUCUGGAUUCCUCACCAACUAGUAGGGUCCUUACUCGGGAGUAACGCUACCCUAGAGUGUCAUACUGAAGCCUUUCCUAUGUCCAUCAAUUACUGGACUAAAGAAACGGGAGACAUGAUCGUUUCUGAUCAGAAGUAUUUAACUAAGAUUCAGGAAGACACCUACAAAGUUCACAUGCAACUCACCAUCCAGCUCGUAACCCCUGACGACUAUGGAUGCUACAAAUGUUUUGCUAAGAAUUCUCUUGGAUCAACGGAAGGAUCCAUUAGGCUAUAUGAAGUCCAUGAAGCAUCCGAAAGAAGAAGGGGUUAUUCUCCCUCUUUAUUACAAAAUGUUAACGAUGAUCAGCUCAAGAUGACUGAUGAUUUCACUGACAAAAACGCGGACCUGGGUUCGAACUCUGCUAAUCAGCAACAAAACUCGGGUAUAUCACAUGUCAUUCUUUUGAAACCUCAGUCAACACGAAUAGUUUUAAGCCUUAUAUGUUGGCUAAUGUCAACGAACAAGAGAUAGUCCAGGUGAUGGAUUCGAGUUUUCAAAGGACUUUUCCUUAGUUUGUGGACAUUCGUGUUUCCUGUGUCAACUUGAUCUCGUCGUUUACGCACCAGGAGGAGCGGAGUUAUUUGUGUUUGCUUGAGGGAGAAAUAGGAAACCAUGUGCUGUUAGUUGUGAUGCUAUAAAUACUGACGAAGCUCAUUAUGUAAAUUAGACGAGGGUUAUAGACAUAUUGCUAGUAGAUUUUUCUA
Molecule: messenger RNA, 1367 nt
Organism: Limulus polyphemus (Atlantic horseshoe crab)
Lineage: Eukaryota; Metazoa; Arthropoda; Merostomata; Xiphosura; Limulidae
Product: lachesin-like
Exons: 8
Coding region: 1-1134 (377 amino acids)
Cellular component (GO): neuron projection
Source: RefSeq, a predicted model, not a curated record